AUGAAUCCCGCACUUCCUCCAAACCUCUUUCGUAAGAAGAAAGAACACAGGCGCGGUAUCACAUAUUCGAUGUUACUAUGUGGUCCGUCAGGAACCGGUAAGACGACAUUUGCCAACAAUUUGUUAGAAUCAAACAUUUUCCCUCAUAAAUAUGAAGACUCCGAUACUUAUGAAGUUUCACCAAAAGUUAAGGUUACUUCACCAACAAAAGUUGUGUCAUUUAACUCUAGAAAUGGUAUCCCUUCCUAUCUAGCACCUUUUGAUCCAUCUAGAGCAGAAUGGGAACCUGGUAUUACAAUAACGUCUACAUCGGUUGAAAUUGGUACUGGACAACCAAGUGCAGACGCGGAAUUUGAAGAUGAAGAAGAAAUUAUUCUUUUCAAUUUAGUUAAUACACAUGGAAUUGGUGAAAAUAUGGAUGAUUCGUUAUGUUUUGAUGAAGUUACUUUGUAUUUGGAACAGCAAUUUGAUAUUGUUUUAGCAGAGGAAACUAGAAUUAAAAGAAAUCCGAGAUUUGAAGAUACUAGAAUCCACAUUGCACUUUAUUUCAUUGAACCAACCGGUCACGGACUUAGAGAGAUGGAUAUAGAAUUUAUGAAAAGAAUCUCUCGUUAUACCAACGUUCUACCCAUUAUCAGUAGAGCUGAUUCAUUUACCAAGGAGGAAUUGAAUGAAUUUAGAAUGAAAAUCAACAGUGAUUUGGAAAAACAUCAUGUUCCGGUCUAUAAAUUUGAAGUUGAUCCUGAAGAUGAUGAUAUCGAAACUAUUGAGGAGAACCAAGCGUUGGCCAAUCUACAACCAUUUGCUGUGAUUUGUUCUGAUUCCACAGAUAAUGAAGGUAGAUAUGUGAGAUCAUACCCCUGGGGAUCAGUGUUCAUUAGUGAUAGUAAGACUUCAGAUUUACACAUUUUAAAGAGCGUUCUGUUCGGUUCUCAUUUACAGGAAUUUAAAGAUACCACACAAAAUUUGUUGUAUGAGAACUAUCGUGCUGAAAAAUUGUCAACAGUUUCUGAACAGGAUAUUUCUAAUGAUAAAAACCUUGCAAGACAAUCGGCAGCACCAAGUUUAUCAAAUUUUGCUUCUUUGAUAAGAACUGGUCAAGUUCAAUCUUCACAAUCUUUGGCCAUUGGCUCUGAAGCACCAUCUACACCAGAUACGAAAUCUUCAUCAAGGAAUCAAGCUUUUCGACAUUCAAGUCAUGACUCAGAGGAAAGAUCCCUACCACACGAGGAAAAGGCUUCGGAAUCACCUGAGAGAACUAAAUUGAGAAAUAUAUCAGAAACCGUUCCCUACGUAUUGAGACAUGAACGUAUAUUGGCAAGGCAACAGAAAUUGGAGAAAUUGGAAGCACAAUCGGCAAAAGAAUUACAGAUGCGUAUUCAAGAACUGGAAAGAAAAGCUCAUGACUUGAAACAAAGGGAAAAGUUCAUUCGUCAACAACAAUUAGAAGAUCCAAAUGCUUUUAUGGAUUCAUCAUCAUCGAUAAGCGCUAGUUAUUCACGUAGUAAUAUCAAGAAAGAGGAUACAUAUACGGAUUUGGCCUCUAUUGCAUCUAAUAGACAAUAG
Molecule: messenger RNA, 1566 nt
Organism: Zygosaccharomyces rouxii
Lineage: Eukaryota; Fungi; Ascomycota; Saccharomycetes; Saccharomycetales; Saccharomycetaceae
Gene: SHS1
Product: septin SHS1
Exons: 1
Coding region: 1-1566 (521 amino acids)
Biological process (GO): cellular bud neck septin ring organization; protein localization to bud neck; actomyosin contractile ring assembly
Cellular component (GO): cell division site; septin complex; septin ring
Molecular function (GO): GTPase activity; molecular adaptor activity; GTP binding
Source: RefSeq, a predicted model, not a curated record